GCAAGUAGUCAAUGUGCAACGGGAAUCUUAACUUCAGACACUAAUCUGUACCUCUCUAUUGACCUUGCUGAUAUGCUGCAAGCUAAUUAUUAAACUUUUGUGGUUUUUUUUGGAUCAAUUUAAGUCCAGCCUGGGGAGAAGAAACAGUUAAAGAAAUGUCUCAAGUAUACUUGCAUUCAUCUAAUCAGACUUUGUGUGCAUCUACAAAUGGUACAGAACUGAAAUUAAUCAUUGAUAAUGAAACCACAAAUGAAAAAUGGACUGAAGACUCCUUUCCAGGAUUAGAAAUACUGUGCACAAUUUACGUUACAUAUGCUGUGAUCAUUUCAGUGGGUCUCCUUGGAAAUGCUAUACUCAUCAAAGUCUUUUUCAAGAUUAAAUCAAUGCAGACGGUUCCAAACAUCUUCAUCACCAGCCUGGCAUUUGGAGACCUACUGCUUUUAUUAACUUGUGUGCCUGUAGAUGCGACACGUUACAUUGUGGAUACCUGGAUCUUCGGAAGAAUUGGGUGCAAGCUGCUGUCUUUCAUCCAGUUAACCUCAGUUGGAGUAUCAGUGUUCACACUGACUGUUCUCAGUGCUGACAGGUACAGAGCCAUUGUUAAGCCCUUGGAACUGCAGACCUCAGAUGCGCUCCUGAAGACCUGCUGUAAAGCCGGCUCUGUCUGGAUUGUCUCCAUGAUAUUUGCUAUUCCAGAGGCCGUUUUUUCAGAUCUGUAUUCUUUCAGCAAUCCUGAGAAAAACGUAACUUUUGAGGCAUGUGCCCCCUAUCCUGUAUCUGAGAAGAUACUGCAGGAAGCUCACUCCCUGGUUUGCUUCUUAGUGUUCUACAUUGUGCCAUUAGCUGUCAUUUCUGUCUAUUAUUUUCUCAUUGCCAGAACUUUAUAUAAAAGUACAUUCAACAUGCCAGCAGAAGAACAUGGUCACGCCCGUAAGCAGAUUGAAUCCCGCAAGAGAGUUGCAAAAACAGUGCUGGUGCUUGUUGCUUUGUUUGCCUUUUGCUGGUUGCCUAACCACAUCCUCUACCUAUACCGCUCCUUUACAUACCAUUCUUCUGUAGAUGCUUCCACCUUUCAUCUGAUAGCUACUAUUUUUUCCCGUGCAUUGGCCUUCAGCAAUUCUUGUGUCAAUCCUUUUGCUCUUUAUUGGCUGAGUAAAAGUUUCCGGCAACAUUUUAAAAAGCAAGUCUCAUGCUGCAAGGCAAAACUUCGUACAAAGCCUCCCAGUGCUACCCAAAGCAAUUCACCUACCAGAGCCCUGUCAAUCACAGGCAGCACACAUGGCUCAGAAAUCAGUGUUACACUGCUAACAGAUUACAGUAUCACAAAAGAAGAGGAAAGUGUUUAGUCCAUCUGUGAUGAAGAAGGACAGAAACUGACCGUUUGCAGUUGAGUCACUACUGUCUGCAUCGUGGAGAAAUGCCAUGCCCUGCCCUGCCUCUGAAAGGAUUUUCACCAGGAGUUCCUAAUUUCUUUAAGCAUACAACAAAGAAAUCAAAGUGUGUGGCAGACGAAGAUAAAGCAGCUGAAAUUUUCAGCGUAGGCUCAAAGGAGUUGCUCAUUUGCCCGAGCAUCAACAGGCGACCUUAGCAGAGAUUCUUGUGCUGAGCAGGACCGGAGCCAGCAAAGUUGCUGUGAGAAUUGGCUGUGGGGAUUGUUUUGUCCUUGGUGACUUGAGACUGGGAGCUCCCUUCUGUGAAGUACUUCCUUCUAAAGCAAGCAAGUAAAACCAUGCAUCUUGAUAAAACCAUCAACCUGACAGAUUUUUAUUUCUUUUCUUGUCCCAGAUGUUGAAAAUGA
Messenger RNA from Cygnus olor (mute swan), 1798 nucleotides. It is a transcript of the gene BRS3, whose product is annotated as bombesin receptor subtype 3. Gene Ontology annotation, biological process: bombesin receptor signaling pathway. Gene Ontology annotation, cellular component: membrane. Gene Ontology annotation, molecular function: bombesin receptor activity. The record is from RefSeq and is a predicted model, not a curated record. The coding region runs from base 156 to 1346 and encodes 396 amino acids. NCBI's taxonomy places the organism in Eukaryota, Metazoa, Chordata, Aves, Anseriformes, Anatidae. The transcript is spliced from 3 exons.